Messenger RNA from Mucor mucedo, 1617 nucleotides. RefSeq names its product RNA polymerase III transcription factor IIIC subunit-domain-containing protein. The transcript is spliced from 9 exons. Gene Ontology annotation, biological process: transcription initiation at RNA polymerase III promoter. The coding region runs from base 1 to 1617 and encodes 538 amino acids. The record is from RefSeq and is a predicted model, not a curated record. Gene Ontology annotation, cellular component: transcription factor TFIIIC complex. NCBI's taxonomy places the organism in Eukaryota, Fungi, Mucoromycota, Mucoromycetes, Mucorales, Mucoraceae.
AUGGAACCUGAAUAUCCAACAAGUGAGAUUAUCCCUAUUGGAAAGAAAAAGUACUUCUGUGUAGAAUAUCCAGGCUAUGUGAAACGUACAGAACGUGCCAUUGAGACUAUGGGCGGUAUCAAAAGUUUAACAGAAGCCGUCGCUGACAACUCCUUUGUCGAACUUCGAUUCAGAGCCACAGACAUGUUUUCUCACCCCAUCAAUGGUUACGUUGUAAAAUCUUCUAAGUUACUAGUGAAAGUCACUCGACGUGUCAAAAAAGUCAAAUACUCAGACACCAUCAUUGAAGACCCUUCCUGGAAAGUUGAAGUAGAAGGUGUCAUUUCAAAGACGUUGCGUUUCAGAGGGUUGGCCGAUUUCCAGUACCUUGUACCAAAGACAGAUAAAAUUCGUCAAUUAAAAGAAGCACUGGUAAAAGGAGACGUACAACACAUUGUCGACUACAAAGUGGCCGAUGAUGAUAGUCAUGACGAUCUUCGUAAUAUCCCACCACCCUUGUUUACUGCUACUGAAGUGCCUUUUACUUAUCAGUACCGACAGAAUGCGCCUGUCGUUCGAGUGAGAAUGAAGGAGGCCGAUGGCACUUAUACAAUCAAAUUAGUAAAUCGAUCUCUUCGCUCAGCAUCAGAUAUGACAACUGUUCGAUUCCACGAAGAAAACUACCCCACAAAAUCAUGGAAACUCUUGGCAAAACCUGCAAAGGAAGUCGAUCUUGAAACUAUUGAAGCAGUCAAAAAGCUAUUUGAAGAACGUCCUAUCUGGUCAAGACAUAACGUCAGUUGUUUAUUGCCUGGCAAGUACCAGAAACAGAUAAAAGUGGCACUUUGUCACAAUGCCUUUGUAUUUACGGACGGUCCAUGGCGUGAUUUUUGGGUAAAGUAUGGCGUGGAUCCUCGAACAGAUGUCAAGUAUAGAAUGUAUCAAAACAUUGAUGUACGAAGAUUCUUUUCUCCGACUUCCAAACCAAAACCCAAGAAACAUGCGAUAUUGCGUAAACAUUUGGAUGGCGUACCAACCAAAGUCGAGGAACGUCAAGUAAAUGACGAAGAAAUACAAGGACUAUUUAUAUUUGAUGGUAAAAAUGUACCUAUUGAAAAAAUCACCUAUCAAGCGAUAGAUAUCACAGACCCUGAUAUUUUAAAGCUGAUUGACAAUCCAGCUUACUACAAAUCAGAGGUUACCAAAGAUGGAGGAUAUUAUUAUAAAUGUGUUAAUCGACGUAUUCGUGUCUGCCUCAGAAAGAAACAUUUAGCUCUGUUGGAUAAUGGUUAUGCUGAUCCAUUAACUGAUGUUGAGGAUGGACUGUUGGAAGCCAUCGAGAGAGAAAAGUUAAAGGACGGGGAAGGCAAUGAUGAUGACGAAGAAGACGAUGGAGAGGAGGGAGAUUCAAGGGAUAAAAAAGAAAAUGCCGUGAAAGAAGCUAUGCAGGCUAUGGAUAAGCCUGGAUCCAGUAAGAGAUUGACAGAAGUGGUGGAUGAAUACAUGGAUGAACUCGUCAAAGGAGAUCCGCUUCAUGAUGAUGAAUUCCUUGAUAUAGAGACACUUGACGAUUAUGAUGAAGAUUUAGAUGCGUUUGAGGAAGUAGAAGGGGAUAAGGAAGAAAUGAUGGAAGAAUAA